Fusarium pseudograminearum CS3096 is the source of this 1632-nucleotide messenger RNA. RefSeq lists its product as uncharacterized. Gene Ontology annotation, molecular function: nucleotide binding. NCBI's taxonomy places the organism in Eukaryota, Fungi, Ascomycota, Sordariomycetes, Hypocreales, Nectriaceae. The transcript is spliced from 2 exons. Bases 1 to 1632 code for a protein of 543 amino acids. The record is from RefSeq and is a predicted model, not a curated record.
AUGGCGCCCCAUGCCGAACAGGAUGAGUCCAUUCCUAUCAUCACUCGCCUUCCACCACCAGAACGUCCAGCCUUUUCCGCCUCGCCUCCACGUCUACUCAUCAUUGGCGCUGGUAAUCGUGGCAAAGCCUACGCGGAGGCUAUUAAAAAUUCAAGUAACGGCGUGAUUGUUGGUGUCGUAGAGCCCAUCGCACUAAAGAGACGGCAUCUCGGUCGCAAAUACAUCUGGGGCACCCGAGAGCCGACUCCGGGCGAGGAGUUCAGCGACUGGCCAGAGUUUGUUCAAUGGGAGCUUAGCCGACGACAAAGAGUUACCUCCGGGGCUACAGAUAUUCCUGAGGGCGUUGAUGCUGUCUUUGUUUGCGUCCAAGAUGGCAUGCACAAGGAUGUUGUUCUUGGUCUUGCACCGCUGAAACUACACAUCAUGUGUGAGAAGCCUCUAGCGCCUAAUCUGGAGGAUUGCAUGGCUAUCUACAAUAGCCUGUCGCCCGAUUCAUCAGGAUGCUCAGAAAAGCUAUUCGCUAUCGGCCAUGUCCUUCGUUACAGUCCUCACAACAUCAUGAUGAGGAAACUUUUACUCGAGGACAAGGUCAUCGGAGACAUAAUGUCUGUUAACCACACGGAGCCAGUGGGUUGGUAUCACUUUACACACAGCUAUGUCAGAGGAAAUUGGCGCAAUGAAAAGGCGGCAGCUCCGUCACUCCUUGCUAAAUCAUGCCACGACAUGGAUAUCCUCUACUGGAUUUUGGCGGCCUCACCUCCCGGUUCCAACAAGCCAACCCAUGUCCCCAAAGAUAUAAGCUCUUCCGGAUCCCUCCAAUAUUUCAGAAAAGAGAGAAAGCCUGUCGAAGCAGGAAACGCCACCAAUUGCUUGUCAUGUGCCUAUGAGCCAUCGUGCCAGUUUUCAGCGAAGCGGAUCUACACAGGAGCUGACCUCAAGAGUCAGCAACAAGAGCACUUUUGUACAGUCGUCGCACCGGAAAUUGAAGACUGUAUUCCAAAUGCUGGGACAGAAGUAGCUAAAAAGGCUAUUCUCUCCAAACUUGCUGAAGAUUACUCAGUAGAUACCCCAGCAGAUGAGGUUAGCAAGAGAAAUACCUUUGGACGCUGUGUAUACGAAUGUGACAACGACGUCUGCGAUAACCAAGUCGUAACACUUUCCUGGGACGCCGACCCCAUCGCAGCUCCUGGCGAAACACCGCUGCAAGCUCUCAGUGGCAGAGGUAGCAAGACAGCUACAUUGCACAUGGUUGCUUUUACAGAAAAGAUCUGUACCCGGUUCACGCACAUAUACGGUGUUCACGGAGAGAUGUAUGCCGACAGUUCCUCGAUCACAAUCACGGAUUUCAGAACAUGUAAGAAGACGGUGCACUAUCCGCACAUCCCCGAAGGCGGUGGUCACGGUGAUGGAGAUGAAGGAUUGACGAGGCAGUUUGUGCUGGCGGUUGAUCGUGUAAAGAACCAUGGUGAGAAGGUGUCGACUGCUCAGCAAGAGUAUAUCAAGUGCAAUUUGAGAGAUGUUAUUAUGAGUCAUACCAUGGUGUUCGCUGCUGAGGAGGCAAGGAAGGGAAGGAAAGUUGUAGAUUUCCAAGAGUGGUUUGAGAAGGAGGUCAUGAUAAAGUUAGGGGCAUAA